This is a messenger RNA of Priceomyces carsonii, 2721 nucleotides long. RefSeq lists its product as uncharacterized. Lineage: Eukaryota; Fungi; Ascomycota; Pichiomycetes; Serinales; Debaryomycetaceae. The coding region runs from base 1 to 2721 and encodes 906 amino acids. The transcript has a single exon. The record is from RefSeq and is a predicted model, not a curated record.
AUGGGGUCAACUUUUUGGGCAUUGAAUGCUGCCAAGAAGAAACAUGAUUCCGUCCCAGGAACGUCGAAAUGGAUUGCUAAUGAAUUAUAUUUGAUUAAUUCAGACGUCUUGACACACACCGAGAACAUCUUCCAAGAACUAAGUGAUGGGUUGGAGCUGAUGGUCAGCUUUACUAAGAGAGCCAUUGAUAGCCAAGAUUAUAAGGUUGAGUUUCUAUCGUCUAUGACUGAGAGGAGCAGCGCUCGUUCGCCAGGUGAUAAUUACAGAUCUCCACUAAAUAAAACAAGUGUGAGAACGAUAUCAUCACCCUUGAGAAGCUUGACAGUCGAAGAAAAUAAUAUGGCAAAUGAGGACAAUGACCCCGAAACUCCAUAUUUCCCUAAAGAGGUAUCGGCUCCAAGGACUUCUCCCAAUAUCGAUUUAUCAUUUAUUCCUAUAGACUCUAAAGCAGGUCGCUCUACAUCACCCGAAGAAGAAUUUCAAAAGUUAGCCCCAGGAUUAGAUGAUUCCUUUCAAGCGAUUAGCACUGCCAUAAGAAAAAGCAUCGCUGGGAAAACGGCUGCUGCUGCGGCUACUAAUAGUACAAGUGCUAAUUUUACAACCAUAGAUGGGAUAAAUCACUCGGCAAAUACCAGUCGCACAAAGGAUUUCAACAAGGAAGAAGUUGUAAAGAAGAAAGAGCCGGAAAACGGAGGCAUAAUUUCUGCGUCUCUGCGAGAAAAUUAUACACUAUCUUUGCCUUUGAAAGAAGAAUCGUAUCUGAGGCCAAAUACGACAAAAACUCCGAAAAGAAGCUCUGUGUUUGUAUCGUUGCCUUCUAGGGAACCGAUAAAAAUCAAUUCUUCCACAGUGAGUACCAGGGUAAAGAAUUCAAGCAUUAAGGGAAAUGCAUUAAAAGGAUCAGAGGAAGUCAAACCUGUGAUUUCUGAUGGUAAUAAAAAGGAUCAGACUCAAAUGUCCCCUGUCUUAAAAUAUCAAAAAAUAGGUCGAAUAGGGUCAAGUGGCAAAAGAAACUCCAAAAGCUUUAAAGAUAUCGAUGAGCACUUGAAUAUUUCUGGUAAAGCAUUCGAGGAACCAGCACUUGAUACCUCACUGUUGAUUAAUCGUGGGACAGAAGUUAUUCCAAAGUCAAGUAAGGGUGUUCGUAACCUCUUCCCAGAGCGGAAGCAUCCACAACCUUUAGGAUUACAUAUGUCAAACGGAAAUGUUUCGACUAAUUAUCUAUCCACCUUGAACGAUUCCCCAAGAAAAGAGGAGGGAAAGCAGAGAGGUUCUCCUAUGAGAUCCUUGAGCGCCCGUUCUUCGAUUCCCUCCAAGCAUUCUUCAUACCAGGAGCAGAGGAUGGGUUCAAAGCGCCUAAAGAAUGAUUUUAUGUCGCCUCUUGUUGAGCGACGUUAUCAGAAAAACUCAAUUUCUCCUAGGCUGAACCCUAGAAGAUCAACGGAAACACUUUCUGCUACUCGGAUAAGGAGGUCAAGGUCCCCUAUCUCCAAUGAUAGCAACGUCGCUCAUGAUUUCAACAUUGAAUACAAAGACUCGACUAAGACAGAGUCUGAAUUGAUUCAUAGAUUAAUGGCUCCAACAAGCUCCAGUGCUGCGAAGUCAAAUAAAGCCACUUCCGUCACCACGACUUCAAAGAGUCUCCCUCCUGAAACUAACCGACCAGAGCCUGUCCAGAAGAAGAAUAGGUUUCUUACAACUAUGUUAACGCCAACGAAUCCCCCAGCUUUGAACCCCUUGAAGCUGGCCCAUUUACCUGGAGUGCAAUUAGGAAAAUCACUUCGUUCACCCGUUAAGAAAAUCACGUCAGUUAAAGACGAUCAAGAUGUAAAAAUUCCUUUAAAAAUGGAGUCUAAUAACAUUCCAUAUUUGAAAAAGAAGUCUCUUAUGGCAGAAAGAAGUGAGGCUGCAGCUCAAAAACAAAAACAAAAAGUGAUGAUUUCAAUGAACCAUAACUUGAAAACUCAUAAAUCCGAAUCAGAUAAUGUCAAAUAUCUGCUUCCUAAGAGCAGGACUCCCACCUCAAGACCAGUUGCAGCGUCUUACAAUUCUAUUGAAGGUAAAGAUCAUCAUAGCAAAGUUCGAUCUUCUCGUCCAUCCAGAGAAGAACAAGGUAACAAGGUUGCGAUUAAAGUUACAGAUGAUGUUGCAUUACCUGAAAAGCUGCAUAAAAAUCUCACGGGUAAUGCAGUGGCUUUGCCCGAAGCCGCAAGAGGAGUCUUAGGAAGAAAUGAGAGCUCCAUUAGACGGCGAACUGCAACAAGAGAAGGUCUGCAAAAGUCGAUCUUAAGAAAGCAUCAAAUUCUUGACAAAAAAGCUAGCAGAAUAUCUAAUGUUGAAGGCAAAGCACGAAAAAGUAGGGCUGAUUCCGAGAUAAUAAAUGGACCCAAGACUCCUGCCAGAAAAAAUGCAACGCUAGCUGAUAUGUUGCCUGAAAUUCCCUCAGACGAGGAAGAUAUUGGUGUAACUCGGGAACGUAGAGUGUUCAAAGAUUGGGCACGUACCCCUGAGCUUCAUAGAUUACUCCUGAAAAACCGAGCCAUAAAUCCUGUUACAGUAUUUGGCGAAAUCCCAAAGUUAAAUAUGGAAGAGAUUUUUGAAUCUCUGUCUUCCCGGUUCAGAAUCAGACAAUCGCCAUCUCUGUGGUCUCCUGAUAGAGACCAAAAAGAGAAGGAAGAAAGGGAGUAUGCUGUACAAAUGGGCUUUGAUAAUGCAAGCUAA